AUGCAGCGCAGACGGCCCAGCGCCGCUGUGAGGAGCAAAGUGUGCCUCACCCCCGGAAAUACCGCUCGUUUGUCGCUCGGCCUCACCCAUAUGGACCCUCCCCCCAUGACCACCCGCCCCAGCAGCAAACAAGGACCAGCGGGCACCAGCAAGGACCAGCAAGGACCACCAAGUCUUGAGGAGCGAGGGGCUGAUCCCAAAGGUCAGCGGCGGCGGCGGGCCCCGGGCGCCGUGAGGGAGCACGCCACGAGGGCCGCGCCGUGUGGGAGCGAGCAGUCGGACUCCGAGGAGACCGAGCUCUGGAGAGGCAGGUCACGUGACUCCGAGGAGACCGAGCUCUGGAGAGGCAGGUCACAUGACUCCGAGGAGACCGAGCUCUGGAGAGGCAGGUCACAUGACUCCGAGGAGACCGAGCUCUGGAGAGGCAGGUCACAUGACUCCGAGGAGACCGAGCUCUGGAGAGGCAGGUCAAAGCUCUCCCCAGAGGCGCCGUGCUGUAAGUAG
Knipowitschia caucasica is the source of this 504-nucleotide messenger RNA. NCBI's taxonomy places the organism in Eukaryota, Metazoa, Chordata, Actinopteri, Gobiiformes, Gobiidae. The record is from the annotation of a GenBank genome assembly.